Messenger RNA from Galendromus occidentalis (western predatory mite), 881 nucleotides. RefSeq lists its product as uncharacterized. The transcript has 6 exons. The coding region runs from base 69 to 881 and encodes 270 amino acids. Gene Ontology annotation, molecular function: A2-type glycerophospholipase activity. Gene Ontology annotation, biological process: phospholipid metabolic process; arachidonate secretion. The record is from RefSeq and is a predicted model, not a curated record. Lineage: Eukaryota; Metazoa; Arthropoda; Arachnida; Mesostigmata; Phytoseiidae.
GUGUAUGGCUCGAUGAGGAUCCCACAGCAGUACGCUUUAGCUCGUAUAGCAGUUCCGUCGAAUUUCCUAUGCUCUUCUUAAACUGUGUGCUCAAUCUCGGCGGUAUUCUCUCCUUCGUCGUCGCAGCGCCGAGCGUCACCAAACUAGCCGACGGAGAUGUCGCAGAGCUCGUUGUAUUCCGCGCCUACUCGGACUUCCGGUAUCCUGGCGGGAAGUUCUGGCUCGAGAUCCAAUAUCAAGAUGAUCAGAUAUCCAUCGAGUUCUGUCGAGUCUUCCAGGACAUGCUGUUCAUCCAGGAACAAAUAUCAAACAAUGUCGACUUUGUCGAUAUAACUCCUCAAGAGAUGUACAACUACCUCGAAGACUGCAACCGAACGUCGAGUCAUCUCGAUCACCAUGAUAGUUUCCUGAGAAGAUUUUACGCCAUGUUCACCGGUGAUAUUUUGUAUUUCGCGGUCGUGCCGGGAACAAAGUGGUGCGGAGCGGGAACAUCAGCUCGUCACUACGAGGAUCUCGGGGAAAACUGGCCUGUUGAUAUGUGCUGUAGGACCCAUGAUCACUCCUUGCCUGGCGAAUACAUCCUGGCCAAUUCAACGAGCUCAGAGUUUAACAUCACCAAUACCGAGGUGUAUACCAUGACUCGUUGCGACAAGGAUCUCGAACUCAGGAAAUGUCUUGAGAAAGAGACGUCGCUCGCAGCAAGGAUCACCGAGAGCAUCUACUUCAACAUUUUGGGCGCGAAAUGCUUCCAACGUACAAAGCCGGCUCGCUGUGCCCAGUUCCGGAGUUCUUUUGGACGACAACGGUGCACCAAGUAUGAGCUCGAUGACGACGGACCACUCAGCUGGCAAAUCUUCGACCCCGACUGGCUCCUGCAAUAA